GUUGAUUGUAGAUACCACCAGAAAGUAAACCGGAAUCAUCGCCUGUAAUUCAUUUACAAUUUUUUGUAUUUUUUACCUUGGAAAAAGUCCUCUCCGUAUAAUUUAAACCUCGAACCGUUCUCUAUUCUAUCUCUGGCCUUUCAUAAUAUAAUGAGAUGAACGGGGUCAAGUCUAUCUUCGACCCAAUCGGCCGGUGUAUUUUUAUUUUCUUUAGGCAUUUUCACCUGGAUUCCAGGGGAGAAAGCUAGCGUUUCACAUACCCGAGCAUUUUCCUAUGAGUACUAGUACUGGAACGUUAAGAUGACCACCGUCACCUGCAUAGCACCUGUUAACAUAGCAACACUCAAAUACUGGGGCAACGACAGAUGAGUGAAAGCGCGGAUAACAGAAGCAUGGUUAAGGUUCGAACCUAGAACCGCUAGCAUGGCAAAUCAGGAUGACCUAACCACUUGAACACCACUAUUAGGCAGACCAUGAUGUAAACGACCAUACUGCAAGUUCAUCACCCUCCACAACUCAUGGAGAUAUCUCACAACCUUUCUCUAUAAUUCGCAAAAUGUGCCUGCCAAACAGGAGGGCUGACGUCCAGCUACGUUUUGUGUCACAAAUGUCAGAACCUAAAGAGGUUCUAUGUAAAGACAUACAUUUUUCUAAACGAAUCUCAACUUAGUUUUGUCAAAAGCUAUGCUAAAAUUCAAACCCAGAGCUGCUAGCGUGGCAAAUACAAUUAGGGCAGCUUAACGACUCGUCCACGACCAGAAUGGGGGAAAACGAGAUGAACAUCUUAUUUUGCCACUCAAUGAUUCCAUUAGUGCCACUUUAUCGACGGACCAGAUGCAUGCCAAAACGACAAUCAUGGCAAGCCCUGACUUUACCAAAGACCGGAUCUGGUUGAACGGAAAGGAGGAAUCGUUUAGCAAUCAAAGACUUUUGACGUGUAUCAAUGAAAUAAAACGGAGAGCUACACUGGGUGAAAAAGGCGAUGAAAAGGAUAGCAAAUCUAAUUGGAAAGUUCACAUUUGUUCCGAAAACAACUUUCCAACUGCUGCAGGAUUAGCAUCAUCAGCAGCUGGUUAUGCAUGUCUAGUUUAUUGCCUUGGUAAGGUAUUCGGGGUAGAAGGCGACCUGAGCAGCGUCGCCCGUCUCGGUUCAGGCAGCGCGUGCAGGAGUGUUCUGGGCGGUUUUGUAAGAUGGCACAAGGGCGACAAAGACGACGGUUCGGAUUCGCACGCAUCACAAGUCGUCCCUGCUAGCCACUGGCCGAACCUGAAAGUUCUCAUUCUAGUUGUCAGUGAUAAUCGUAAGAAAGUCAGCAGCACAAGUGGUAUGCAGCAAAGCGUUAAGACAAGUGAACUACUUAAACACAGAGUUGAGCAUAUUGUUCCUAAAAGGACUGAACUAUUUAUUAAGGCUAUAGAAAGCAGGAAUUUUAAUACUUUUGCUGAACUUACAAUGAAGGAUAGCAACCAAUUCCACUCGGUGUGUUUAGAUACUUAUCCUCCUGCCGUAUACAUGAAUGACAUCUCUCAUGCAAUCGUUGAAUUCGUUCACUGUUAUAAUAAGUCAAAAGGGACCAACAAGGUUGCUUAUACAUUCGAUGCUGGCCCAAAUGCUUGUUUGUUUUUACAAGAAGAGGAUGUUGGAGAGGUCGUUUCACUCAUUGAACAGGCGUUUCCGCCAUUGGACAACGCCAAGGACUACAUAAGAGGGCUUGAAGUAAAACGUCCCAAAGCACAAAAUGAUUUAGCCGUACCUUCAGGGCCGCAUGAAUCUGGACUUCUCAAAUACAUAAUCCACACGAAAAUAGGUGAAGGGCCUCAAGUACUGACGGGACACAAUGUUCAUUUAUUAAACAAAGAAGGUCUUCCAAAAUCAUUAUAAUUUUUAAUAGUUUUGUAUGUUUAUAUUUAAC
This is a messenger RNA of Cimex lectularius (bed bug), 1912 nucleotides long. RefSeq names its product diphosphomevalonate decarboxylase (gene Mvd). Gene Ontology annotation, cellular component: cytosol. NCBI's taxonomy places the organism in Eukaryota, Metazoa, Arthropoda, Insecta, Hemiptera, Cimicidae. The record is from RefSeq and is a predicted model, not a curated record. The transcript is spliced from 12 exons. Bases 835 to 1881 code for a protein of 348 amino acids. Gene Ontology annotation, biological process: isopentenyl diphosphate biosynthetic process, mevalonate pathway; isoprenoid biosynthetic process. Gene Ontology annotation, molecular function: ATP binding; diphosphomevalonate decarboxylase activity.